This is a messenger RNA of Micropterus salmoides (largemouth bass), 977 nucleotides long. Its product is annotated as liprin-beta-1-like. The record is from RefSeq and is a predicted model, not a curated record. The transcript is spliced from 6 exons. The coding region runs from base 175 to 876 and encodes 233 amino acids. NCBI's taxonomy places the organism in Eukaryota, Metazoa, Chordata, Actinopteri, Centrarchiformes, Centrarchidae. Gene Ontology annotation, cellular component: presynaptic active zone. Gene Ontology annotation, biological process: neuromuscular junction development.
UCUUGUCACUUCGAGAUCAUGGCGUAGCGAUGUGGAUGGACGGGGGCAGUACUGGUGGGCACGGAGAAGUUCAGAAACCAACAACUGAUGAGCUUUUGUAAAUAAUAGCGUAUACAAACGAACGGAAAUCCCGGCAUCUCUUCGAGCAGAGUUUCGGUUUAUCAGUGACUAAAGAUGAUGUCUGAUGCCAGCGACAUGUUGGCAGCUGCCCUGGAGCAGAUGGACGGCAUUAUAGCAGGCUCCAAGUCUCUGGACUACUCCAAUGGGCUGUUUGACUGCCAGUCGCCCACCUCUCCUUUCAUGGGCAGCCUUCGGGCGCUUCACCUUUUGGAAGACCUGAGGAGCGUCCUGGAGUUGAUGGACACAGAGGAAAGGGAGAGUCUCCGCUGCCAGAUCCCUGACUCCACAGCCGACAGUCUGGUCGAGUGGCUCCAUGGUCAACUGUCCAAUGGGCACAUCUCUCUGGCUGUGGGUGACCACUACCAGGAAAGGCUUUCACGACUAGAGAGUGAUAAGGAGUCUCUGGUCCUUCAGGUGAGUGUGCUGACAGACCAGGUGGAGGCUCAGGGAGAGAAGAUUCGAGACCUAGACUUGUGUUUGGACGAGCACAGGGAGAAACUCAACACCACUGAGGAGAUGCUGCAACAGGAGCUUCUGUGCAGAAAUGCACUGGAGACCCAGAAGCUUGAACUGAUGUCUGAAGUGUCCAACCUAAAGCUGAAGUUGAAUUCCUUGGACAAUGAGAGAUUUGACUUUGACAGAUUUAGGGACAGUGAGGUAUGUGAGCUAAUUCUCAGGACAGGAAUUCUUUGUUUCUGCCUGUGCCCACACACACACACACACACACACACACACACACACACACACACACACUAAACAAACGCUCAUUCAUGUUGUCCGACACCUGUGUGAGAGAGGGAUUUCUUAUUUUAUUGUCAGUCUCAAAAGCAGCUGUGUUUUGAGUAAGAAAAAAAAAA